Molecule: messenger RNA, 1913 nt
Organism: Lottia gigantea (owl limpet)
Lineage: Eukaryota; Metazoa; Mollusca; Gastropoda; Lottiidae
Exons: 2
Coding region: 38-1456 (472 amino acids)
Molecular function (GO): acid phosphatase activity; metal ion binding
Source: RefSeq, a predicted model, not a curated record
GAAAAUACCGACAGGACUAAAGCAAAGAAGAAAAACCAUGGAAUCGAGACAGUUAUUCCUACUGAUAUUGCUGGUAGAUACGGGGUAUGGUUUAGGAGGAGGGUGUAUAUUAGAUGGGCUAGGUGAGGAGUAUUCGCCCGAAGCAACAGCGUUAAGAUACAAAGAGAAGAUAUUUAUCGGAUCUGGUCCAGUCCAAGGAGUCCAUCUCUCUCUUGCCGGUACUAAUCAGAUGAGAAUCACGUGGUUAAAUCCAACCCCAUUUCAAAAUAAAACUUUCAAACCAAUGUGCUAUUUUGGAAAUCAACCUAGUAACACAAGUGUAGAAUCGUAUGGUAAAGCAUACAGUUAUCCUGAUGGUAUGUUUGAUCUGACUCUGAACAGUGCUCUGCUGGACCUUGGAGCUUUGACUGAAGAAAUGGUGUUCUACAGAUGCGGUGAUUCUCAAGACGGUUUCUUCAGUCCAAUUUACAACUUUACUUUACAGUCUACAAACAUCACCAACAGUCGCAAGUCUUUAAGGUUUAAAUCCAUGAAUAGGUUUUCCAAACUAAGUAAUCCAUUCGAUCCAAUAUUCGAUCCAGCAGAACCACUGAUAGCCGUGAUCGGAGACCAUGGGGUAAAGCGAGGUUCAGACACAGCUACCAGUAUUGCUGGACAUGUGAAAAAUGAUGAUGUUCAGUUGAUUGUCCAUGUUGGGGAUAUUUCUUACGCUGACAAAUACGGAAGCAAUAACAGCUAUAUUUGGGUGAGCUACAUGAACAUGCAAGAACCAGCCACAUCUUUGGUGCCUUAUAUGACAACUGUCGGGAAUCACGAGAGACAAUUCCAAUUUGCUGCUUAUCUCAACUGGUUAGGUUACUCCAUGCCAACGUCUGGUAGUGGCUCUAAUUUCUGGUAUUCAUUUGAUUAUAUGGGUAUUCAUUUUGUGGCAUAUUCAUCCGAACACGAUCUGACUCCGAACUCAACCCAACAUACGUGGAUGGCACAGGAUCUAGUGAAAGCAAACGGAAAUCGGGAAACUGUUCCUUGGAUCAUUGUAUAUGGACAUCGACCACUCUAUUGUACUUCCUUGAUAUGUGCUGAAAGAUGCCUUGAUGAAGCUCCUGUAUUUAGAGCAGAUCUUGAAGAUCUUCUGUAUCAGCAACACGUCGACGUAGUGUUUCAUGGGCACAAUCAUCAAUAUGAACGAUCGUAUCCAGUAUACAAAGAAAAGGCUGUACAGAAAGAUUACAUCAAUCCUAAAGCACCCGUUUAUAUCGUUGAUGGAGCCGCAGGUAAUCCUGAACUGAAUGAUCCUUCUUUUAGACCAGGUGUUGAAUGGAGAGCUUUUGAUGACCCCACCUUCUAUACAGGCUAUGUUUUGAUGCAGCCAUCUCCAACAGAAUUAAAGUUUCAAUAUAUCAACAGCAAUAAAAAGGAAGUAGUGGACCAAUUUGUGAUCAGUAGAACCAAUUGACAAUUAAAUUUCCUCAAGACACUUCACAGUUGGUGCUCAAAAGUUUUGAGGUCUUUGUCAUAUUUUUUGGGGUUAUAAAGGAGACUUAUAAGAUAAUAUAAAUUAUCACAUACUGUGAUCUAGUCUGGAGCUUACAUCCGGAUAUAUUUUAGAUUGAUAAAGUCGUCUAAUUAUUUGCAGUAAUGAUUGAAUUAACUUUAUGUCAGCUACCAGUAGGGGCUUUUUACAAUGAAAUAGUGCUAUCACAGUAGUCAUUCAGAUAAAUUUCAGAUAAUAAGUCUAAUUCUUUCAUUCUGAGAAGCAGUACAAUUACUAAUAAUUAUAUAUUCCUUCAAGACACGCAAUAUUUGUGCAGAAAGUUUGUGACGGACAGAAAAUGUUAUUUUUUUAAAAAAACUCAACUCAAACUCAUUUAUCUUAUUUAUUUAUUAUUCGACCAAUAAAUGGUUUUGUUCUU